AUGUUAAACUUAGAUCAAUAAGAAUUAAUUAUACAGAGAAUUAAAUCAAAAAAGACAAUAUUCAAGACAGUAUGUGAAACAGAGUAUUUAAUCGAUUAAUUUCUAUAGACAAUUUCCUAAGUUGAUUAAGAGUAGAGAAGCAAUUCAAAAAUCAAUUUUAUCAUAAAUUCAAAGAUCAGUUUCAAAUAUAGAUAUGGAUCCCUUAGCAUAUGGAUAAAAAGAAUUAAAAGAUGUUAUGAAUUAUUUGGAAGAACAAUUAAAAACUGUUUUCUUACCUUUUUUAAGUUUAGAUGAGAGAAAAAAAUCAAAAUGUUGUAUAAAAUAAGAAUCUAAACAACCUGAUUAUGAAGAAAGCAACCAUCCAAAAAAAUAAAGGGUUGAUAAAAACAAGUGUAGAAAAUGCAAACAAUCAACUAUACCUAUGAUAUUAAACUUAUUACAACAAACAGAAAACUAGGACACAAAUCCUCAUGUCACCAUGAAAUCUAUUAGACUAUAAAUCGUAUAAAAAUCAUAGAAAAAAGAAGAAUAAUCAGAAUCUAAAGUUCCAUAUAUUGCUUUUGAUUAUUCUGAUCGCAUUAUUAUUUGUAAGAGAUGUAGAUUUAAAUUUCAUGCUGAAUGUGUCUAAGUACUGGAUAACAUAAAUGAUUGGAUUUGUGAUUAUUGUUUAGACAGAAUAUAGGAACUUAAAAAUUCAAAUUAAUGGGAUUAUAUAAAUAAUAAAUAGUUGAAAUAGCAAAUAUGUCCAACAUCUGAAUAAAAGAAGAUUAAUUUAUCAUUAAUAGAAAGAAUAUAGAAAAAAUAGAAAAUUUUUAUUAUUGAAGAAAUGGAAAUAACUCCAUUCAAACCUAUUGAUUAAAUAUCAGAUUUCUUAAGAAAAUAUCCACUUUAUAGAGGUUAAAAUGGAAAAAUAAAAUAUCCAGUUUUAGAAAAAUUAGCUCUUGAUUAUCCAGAAGUCUUAGAAAUUAAAUAGAAACCAUAACCAUAUAUGAUAAAUUCAAAUUUAGUUGAGGAAAUCCUUAAAAUAUAAACAAGUUAUUAGAUAUUGUUUCCUUAAUGUUAAACACCUCAGAAUGUUAAUUAGGAUUAUAUUGAAAAAAAUUUCUAUGAAAUUCUUAUGAAUUUACUUAAUGAAUACUUUAAUGAAUUUAUGUAAUCAGAUGUAGUUAAAUUUGAUAAGUAUUGCAGUUAGGCAAAUGUUUAAGCCAAUGCUUUUUUAGAAAUAAUGAAUUAUUUAUAUGAUCAUUAAGAAAAUUUAAUAAAAGAAGAUUUAAUUAAAAAGACAUGGGUAGAAUUUGUAAUAUAAAUUGAUCAAAUAAUAAAUUAUGAUUGUGAAUCAAAUAUUAAUAAAAUAGAUUUUAACAGUUUAGAAUUUUCAGAUUAAAUAUACAUAUUAAAUAUUUUAACUGAGGGUUUAUAUGAUUUGGAUAAAAUGAAGGAAUAAAUAAAGUAAAAAGACUCUUCAAAUAAUUAUAGACAAUGUAAAAUCUCAAUUUAUAUUAGCUCAUUUAAAAAUAUUAUUUUAGUAAAACUAAUCUGCCUAUAUUAAUUGUGGAACUUAUCUUGGAUAAGAUGCAGAUGAAUAAUAAUAUUUUUAUUUUACUCACGUUCCUAGUUCAAUAUUUGUAGAAACAAUGACAGGUUGGGGUUAAUAUACACUUUCAGAUUUAUCUGAAUUAAUGAGUGCUCUUAAUUUGUAAGGAGUUAAUGAAUCAAACUUAUUUGAAAACCUGGAAUUAAUAAGUUAAGUUAAACUCUUUGAUAAUACAACUCCCAUAAAAUCAUAGAAUCGAUUAAUUUAAAGUAUUUGUAAACCAAUAAUUAGAAUAGUAAUAUCAUCUUGAAAUCAUAGAAGUUAUUGAAAAGUUAUUAAUUACUGAAGAAACAUAUACCAAAUAUUUAUAAUCUAAGAAUUUGUUUUGGAUAGAAAAUAAUAAAAAAUAAAGUUUUUAUUAAUUAUUAAAAAAUGAGAAAUAAAUUGAAUCUUUAAUAUAAGCACUAAAAUAAUUUUUCAAUGGUCUAUUAUUGUUAAAAUCUAAUGAUGGAUAUUUUGUUAAACCAUUCAAGAUUUUUAAAUAAAAUUUUGAGCUUGUCAAUUAAUUAGCUAUCUAUGUUGACAAUGCAUAAUCCUAAUAUAGCGUAUAUAUUUCUUUAAUCACUUUAAAUUUAUUAUUAGAAGAAUAUCAAUAAUAUCAAUCUUAAAAAGAAUUGAAAAAUAAAAAAAAUCAAGCUUAACGUAAAAUCACUCAAAAAGUUAAUUAAAAAGAAAUUAAAAAGAUAAAAAAAAAAUCUAAAUUAAAACACAUUGAGGAUGAAUCUAUAGAGUAAGAAUAAAGUCUAUAACAUGCUAAUAGUCUCGCUAACAAAAGAGAAAAAAGGGAAAAUGCAGGAAAAAAGUAUAUUAAUGUUUUUAAUAAAUCAUAGUCCAAACAUCAACUUUGAUUAGUAAGUUAAAAAUCAAAAGAAAAUAUUUUGUACAUCUUGCAAGAAAUAAUUUCCCUAGAUUACCUAAAGUGUUUAAUGUUCCAGAUGCAAUAAACCUUUUCAUUAAGAAUGUUUAUCAAUAAGAAAAGAUUAUUGCAAGAAUUGUGUCAGAAAUGGCAGCAAGAAAUAAAAAUGAG
This is a messenger RNA of Paramecium pentaurelia, 2621 nucleotides long. NCBI's taxonomy places the organism in Eukaryota, Ciliophora, Oligohymenophorea, Peniculida, Parameciidae. The record is from the annotation of a GenBank genome assembly.